Molecule: messenger RNA, 1450 nt
Organism: Pseudogymnoascus verrucosus
Lineage: Eukaryota; Fungi; Ascomycota; Leotiomycetes; Thelebolales; Thelebolaceae
Exons: 1
Coding region: 74-724 (216 amino acids)
Source: RefSeq, a predicted model, not a curated record
CUUCAGUUAUAAUCCACCCACUCCAAGCUGAUUCUUUAAAUCACAGUCCAGUUUCAACGCUGCGACUAUUCCAAUGGAUCGCCAACCAACGAACCCCAGAGAUCAAGGUACCCCAUCAAGUUCCUUAACAAAGCCCCAGCAAGAAGAUUCCACCAGGGAUGAAUGGCCCAUCUUUUUUCAUCUGCCAAAUGCUGUGAAUGGAGAAUUUUGUCAGUGGUUUCCUUCCAUUUUCACAGUUAGCACCUCUCAAAUUGCCUCGCUCAUCGAUGACUCUGACGGCGCCGACGACAACCCCAGCACAGACGAACACAUAACCUUCUCCUGCGCCGAGCAAUUUAUGAUGUACUGCAAAGCCGGUCGCUUCCACGACACGGAUACCCAAAGGCGCGUCCUCGCGACCGACAGCCCCAAAGAGCAGAAGCAUCUCGGCAGGCAGGUAAACGGGUUUUACGACGCGCGAUGGGAUGAGGUAAAAAGCGACGUGGUUGUUGCUGGGAGCAUCGCAAAGUUCUCCCGAAACCGGAAGCUGAGGGGCAAGUUGCUCGCCACUGGCGAUCGCUUGCUCGUUGAGGCGUCGUCGCAAGAUCCCGUUUGGGGAAUCGGAUACUCGGCGAAGCAUGCUAUGGCGCACCAGAAACACUGGGGAGAGAACAGACUGGGGAAAGCGCUUAUGGUGGCCAGAGAUCACAUACGCUUGAAUGAGCCGGUGGAUAAGAAGAGAUAGGGUUGUAUAAUCCGAGUUGAAGGUAUUGCUUCGAUCACUUAUUACGGCACCUACGGGAGAGGCAAGAACGCUAAACAGAAUGCGCGGUAUGAAACGGUAAACGUUUUGCAUAUACCUCAAAUGCAUCGGAAAGACCGUCUAUAUAUUGUCCAAUGGACUGAGACAGGGCCGUGUAUGUGGCGUUAGAAACUUUGGGGUCCAUGCCAGUCCUUGCGUUUGAGACACUGCGGCUACCCGGGCCGCGACAAGACAUAUGCAGAGCAUGCCAUAAAUUUCGAGACGUCGUUGAUGACAUAUAGCAUCAGAUAUUCGAUGCCAACAGGAAGUCUAGCAUUUGUAUUUGUUGGGGGUGGGCCGCGUUGAGGCCAAGUCUCGCCGUGUCAAAUGGGCAAUGGCUGUAGGAGGACCUCUCCAGUCUCCAGGGCUGCAGGGUGUCGUAUGAUGUUACUAGAGUUCCCCAUUUUUGGGGGGGGGUUCCGAGUAAUGUUUAAGUGUUUUGAUAUCUUGUGCAUUGCCGUCAUGAAUACAGUACGUGAUUGCUUGUGAUUUUAAAUUUGGCGGGCCGAGGGUCAUUGGAUGGUUGAUUUGAUUGUUGGAUAACAAAUAUCAUCCCUUUUUGUCCCCCAAAUUCCAUUUCUAUGGCCACAGCCCUUGUACUAGUGGGGUUAAAUUCCUUAUUGAGUUGUAUUCGUUUAAUUUUGGUUAUAAAAGCAAUGCGUGCUAACC